Messenger RNA from Anthostomella pinea, 6351 nucleotides. The record is from the annotation of a GenBank genome assembly. Lineage: Eukaryota; Fungi; Ascomycota; Sordariomycetes; Xylariales; Xylariaceae.
AUGACCAGGUCGCCGACCUCUCCUCGACAGUCCCAACCGAACGUCGAGCCGCAGCCAUCGCAAUCCAUUCCUCUGCAGGAUCUCGGUCCACGAGAGAACCUUCCGAGCGGUUCCCUCGCCGACCGCAACCUGCCUGCCAUCUCAACCUACUGGGAGGGCUAUCAGCCGCAGCAUCAACACCAUGACGAACCCGAGCUGAGUCCACACUCUCCACUCGAUGCCGCCGCUCUCCAGUUCGCGCUUCCUCCCGACUUCAACCGCGACCCUCGCGACAACGACCCUGCCCCUCAUGUCUUGCCUCAAGCCGCCUCCGCCUCUACGAACCCCUACAUCACCCAAGGCUCUUACUACGACGACACGACCCAUGAUGAUUAUUUCGAAUCCGAUCGCGCACCCUUGACGUUGACCGCACAGCCUAUAUCGGGUGCUUUGGCUACGCCCCAACAUGAGUCCCAACCAAGAUAUAGUUUUCAGACCGUCUCAGACCUGGACAAUAGCCCUUCCAGACCUCGGGAACGGUCUAACCAGAUGCUCGGAUUCGAUCUGGAGACUGGCGGCCCUGGGAAGCAUCGCGGCUAUGGAAACACGUUAGCACCAAGCGACCACCGGGGGUCGCGGUCUAACAGUACGGCUGGUGCUCUGUAUAAAGCUGGGUCUAUUGUUAGAGCCAUGUCCCAGCGUGUCGUCAACAUCAGCGGCGAGGGAGAGUCCAUCGACCAGCGGCGGCAGCGUUCCAGAUCACCAAGUGUCGACAGCCGCAGACCCUCCGUCAGUCCUGGCCAUGCCUCCUUCAACACGGGCAUGAUGGAUACGUCAUAUACCUCCCAAGUCUAUCCAUCUUCGCCCGGCGAGAAAAGGGGGCAGUUUGACUGGUCCUACGCCGAGGCACCUUUGCCUCCUCGCCGAGGGGGUCCAAUGCCUAACCCCUUGAAGGGGCGUUCCCUCGGUAUAUUCCAUCCUGAUAGCUUCAUCAGAAGGAAGCUGUGCGAUAUCCUGGUGAAUCCUUAUCUGGAGCCCACGUUGCUGGUUCUGAUCGUUCUUCAAGCCGUCUUACUUGCGGUUGAAGCGGCAAAAAACGUUUACGAACCCGGGAAUGGACGGCCGGGGCUUUGGGAUCCUUCGUCUGCUAUCAAUUGGGCACUCCUUACUCUCUUUAUCAUAUUCUCCGUUGAGAUCAUUUUUCGUAUCAUUGUUUCGGGUUUCGUCAUGAACGCUGCCGAAUAUAGCACCAUUGAUCGCAAGAAAGGCAUCCGCGGCGCCAUCUCGGACAAAUACGACGCUGUAUUCCGCCCCCAGCGUCAAAAGUCUGUCAAGGGUUCUCGAGAGGACGAGUAUGGGCCAUCAACAUUCGGUCGUUCGUUCACCAUGAGGCAUGGCCCGCCGGAAACCGUCGAAGAGCAGCAACGAAUGCAACUCGCCCGUCGGGCUUUCCUGCGACACGGCUUCAACCGACUUGAUUUUAUAGCCGUCGUGUCGUUCUGGAUUGCCUUUGUGCUUAGCAUCACAGGUCUAGAAGCGGAACAUCAUCUGUUCAUCUUUCGCAUGCUAAGCUGUCUUCGAAUCGUGCGACUUCUUGCUCUCACGAACGGAACCGCGAUCAUUCUGCAGAGCCUGAAGACAGCAACGCCUCUUCUUCUUCGGGUCUCGUUCCUGAUCGGGUUCUUCUGGCUGUUGUUCGCUAUUGUGGGAGUGCAAAGCUUCAAGUCAAGUCUGAGCCGACAGUGCGUGUGGCGGGAUCCUUUGCAACCGGAUAACUUUACUGCGGCUUACACAAACGACAUGACCUUCUGUGGCGGUCACAUUGACAACGUCACCGGCCAUCCAACACCCUGGGUCCGAAGCGCCGUACCUGAAUCAUUCGAGGGUCUCAAAUCAGUGACGGGCAGCCCCAAAGGCUUCAUCUGCCCCCAGAAUUCGAUUUGUCUUGAGCAAACAAGUCCUUACAACCAGACUGUGAAUUUCGACAAUAUCGUCAAUUCGCUGGAGCUGGUUUUCGUCAUCAUGAGUGCCAACACUUGGUCGGAUCUCAUGUACUAUACAAUAAACUCAGACUUCCAACCCGCGGCCCUCUUCUUCGGCGCUGGCAUCAUGAUCAUGAUGUUAUGGCUGACCAACUUGCUCAUUGCGGUGAUCACUUCAUCUUUCCAGGUCAUUCGGGAGGAGAGCAAGGCUAGCGCCUUCACCGCAGAGCAAGAGCCACUCAUACCCGCUCACGAAGAGCGGUCGCAGAGAGCCUCAACCCUGCAGAAGAUGUACGACAGAACCUCUCUGGUCUGGGUCGUCCUCAUUGCAUACGACCUUUUUGCCCAGGCAUGGCGUAGCGCAGACAUGUCGAAAACUCGAUCCGACUUCAUUGCCAUCAGCAGUAUCGUCGUCACUGCCCUCCUCGACAUCGAGAUCCUCAUCAGGAUUGCGGCCAACUGGAGAGGUUUCCAUCGGAACGUCCGCAAUGUUGUUGACCUGCUCCUCGCAAUUGUGAACACGGUCAUAAUACUGCCGCUUGGACUGAGUGGCCAGACAUACGCGUGGUUGACGCUUUUCCAAAUCCUACGCGCAUAUCGUGUGGUGUUAGCCAUUCCAAUUACCAGAAACUUGAUCGUGUUGGUCCUCGGAAACGCAACGGGUAUCGGGAAUCUCAUUGUCUUCGUGUUCCUGAUCACAUUUAUCAUGGCCAUCUUCGCUGUUCAGCUUUUCCGAGGGGAGCUUCCGCUUUACGACGACGGCGGCGAUCUGGUUCGAAUUUCGUUCUACAACAUCUUCAACUCGUUUCUUGGCAUGUAUCAGAUAUUGUCCAGCGAAAAUUGGACCGACGUCCUCUACAACGUUACUUCGUACACGACUGCGGUAAAUUCGUCGUGGUACGGCGCUCUUUUCCUGAUCGGCUGGUUCAUCCUCUCAUUCUUCAUCAUCGUCAACAUGUUCAUUGCUGUCAUCCAGGAGAACUUUGACGUGUCUGAAGACGAGAAGCGGUUGGAGCAAGUCAAGGCGUUCUUGCAACGGAAGGAGCUGGGCAGCAAUGCUAGCAGCAACGUUGCUCUUUCGGAAAUUUUCACAUUUGGGAAAACACGGCGAAGACGGGACCCGCUCGACUACGGCCCAGCCACAAUGGAAAUGUUAUUGAAGGAUGCUGUUGUGCGGGAAUUCCUCGACGAUUCUAUGGACACCCUACACCAGGGUUCUAAUGACGGCCGGACGCCGCCGACAGAAACUAUGGGGGCCCAGGAAAUGGGAUUGGAAGUCCGACCUGGUCUCAUGUCCACGGUAUGGGGCAAGAUGCAAAGAUUAUUCACCAGCAGGGACCCGAACCCGUUUUAUUCAAACAUUCAAUUCGACGGUCCUAACGAUACCCUGGAUCCGCGACAGAUGGCCCGCCAGGUCGUUGGUGCUACUGCCGAACGACGUAAAGCGCAAAGAGAGUACGUUGCUCGGCAUCCCACCUAUAACAACGCACUUUUCAUCUUCACCCCUACAAACCCGAUUCGUCGGCUCUGCCAGCGAAUGGUCGGGCCGGGAAGGGGCACUGAACGGUUCGAUGGCUUGGAGCCAAACAAGAUUUUCUGGUAUAGCUUUUCCGUGUUCAUAUACGCCGCCAUCAUCGCUAUGGUGCUUCUCGCUUGUAUAACUACGCCACUGUACCAGAAAGAAUAUCUCUCGGAACAUCACAUGGUGGCGGUCGACGAUCGAUACACCACAUGGUUUGUCUGGGUUGAUCUGGGCUUCGCUGUCGUGUUCUCGGUCGAGGCCGUGAUCAAGAUCAUUGCUGAUGGCUGGUUCUUCACACCAAAUGCCUAUUAUCGAAGCUCGUGGGGUAUCAUCGAUGGCGUGGUGCUCGUCACCCUAUGGAUCAACGUUCUCACGCUACUCGCGUACGAUGGAGAUGUCUCUAGAGUUGUGGGUGCUUUCAAGGCUCUUAGAGCUCUCCGCCUACUCAAUAUCAGCAACACCGCUAGAGACACAUUCCACUCUCUGAUUAUAGUGGCUGGAUGGAAGAUUCUCAGUGCUGCUUUUGUGUCCCUGUCCCUGUUGAUUCCGUUCGCCAUCUAUGCUCUAACUCUAUUCAAUGGGCAACUUCAAAGCUGCAACGAUGGCGAUCUGACCAAUCUCACAGACUGCUUCGGAGAGUUUGAGAGCGCGCCUUUCAACCCCGACUGGCCCCUCCUUGCUCCUCGCGUUGCCGGUAACCCUUACUUCAGUUUCGACGAUUUCGCAUCUUCCUUGUUCACUCUCUUCCAGAUUGUGUCACAGGAGGGCUGGGUCGAUGUUUCGUUUGCCGCACAGGCGAUCGUUGGUCGUGGAAUCCAACCGCAGGACAUGGCAACACAAGGCAAUGCCAUGUUCUUCGUAGUAUACAACUUGCUCGGUACCGUGUUCGUCCUCACUCUGUUUAUAUCUGUCUUCAUGCGGAAUUACACGGAACAAACAGGGGUGGCAUUCUUGACGGCCGAACAAAGAUCGUGGCUUGAGCUCCGAAAAUUACUACGCCAGAUCUCACCAUCGAGGAGUUCGUACGAUGACUCAGAGAACAAGUGGAAGAAGUGGUGCCACAAGCGAGCAAUCGAAAAGCGAGGCAAGUGGUACACGGGGAUCACUGUUGUCCUCGUUUUGCAAGUCAUCUUGCUGAUGCUGGAGUUUUACCCCGAGCCGGACUGGUGGACACGGACACGAGAUAUUGUGUUCUUGAUCUUUACACUGAUCUUCAUUGCCAACAUCGUCGUACGAAUCGUUGGUCACGGCUGGACACGGUUCAGAAGAAGUUCCUGGGACGUCUACUCGCUUAUUGCCGUGUUCGGGGCCUUCGGAACAUCGGUGCUGUUGGUUACGCGGCAAGGUGCAGAGACAUUCAUCCAACUCCACAAGUUCUUCCUCGUCGGCAUUGCUCUGCUCCUCAUUCCACGAAAUGAUGCCUUGGACCAGCUUUUCAAAACCGCGGCAGCUAGUCUGACGACCAUCAUCAACCUGCUGGCCACGUGGCUCGUGUUCUUUCUGGUCUUUGCUAUCGCCCUCACGCAAACGUUCAGCUUGACGCGCUUUGGUGGCUCAGAAGACACCCAGGUCAACUUCAGGACGGUACCGAACGCGCUCAUCUUGCUCUUCCGCAUGAGUGUCGGUGAGGGAUGGAAUCAGAUCAUGGAAGAUUAUGCAAACAUUGGCCCUCCGCUUUGCGUUGAAAGUUCGGAUUUCUUCGAUAGCGAUUGUGGUAGUACCUCCUGGGCAAGAUUCCUCUUCAUUGCCUGGAACCUAGUCAGCAUGUUCAUCUUCGUCAACUUGUUCAUCUCGCUCAUAUACGAGAGUUUCAGUUAUGUGUACCAACGCUCCAGCGGAAUGGCGCACAUUGACCGACAUGAGAUUCGAAGAUUUAAAGAGGCAUGGCGCAGUGUUGAUCCAGCAGGUACCGGCUUUAUCACCAAGGAAGCGUUCCCAAGGCUGCUCGGCGAGCUGUCGGGUAUUUUUGAGAUGCGAGUAUACGAUUCGCAAGACUCUGUGCGGCAGAUCCUGGAAGACGUCCGAUGCGACGACCAGCCUACGAGACAUGCGUCUAUUGCUACAGCCGGUGGGAGUGUGGUGAAUGGCGUGGACCUCCAGAAACUAAACCAGCGACUAGCUCGGAUUGACGUGCAAAAAGUCCGGGAAAGAAGACGCAAUUUCAACCUCUUCUACGAGGAAGUCCUAGUAUCUGCAGAUGCUGAAAGGGGCAUUUCCUUCACGACAGUGCUGAUGGUCAUGGCGCUUUAUAAGAUCAUCAACGACAGCAAAAGUCUAAAGCUGGAGGAGUUCCUGCGGCGCCGUGCGCGGCUUCAACGAGUUGAAGAGCAAGUCCGUCGUAGGGUGGUUCUUGGAUUUUUCGAUACACUUUACUGGGCUCGAAAAUUCAAGAGACACAUGGACAAGAAGCGCGCUGGACGGAUGGCGGCUGUCCCCCAACUGGACGUGCCGGAUAUCUUCGUGGAUGACGAAGCCGAUCGCCAACGAACAGUGCAACAGCGCACGACAUUGGCCGCUACGCCGGUAAACCGGAGACCGUCGGAUUUCCUGGCAGCGCCCAGCACCACGCGGCCGCAGCACAACAGCUGGUCUUCCAGCAACGAUAUAUCAACACAUGAUAACACUUAUACGCACCCCUUGAGCGCUCCACGCUCAGCACCAUCGAUGCCCGGCCAUCGCGCGGGAUCUUCGGCUUUCAGCUUUGAAGUGCAAGAGGGCGCCAACUCUGGCGAGAACAGCCGACGCACCAGCGCGGUGGUCAGCCCGGCGCAGGUCAGAAGCUUCCUGGACGACUCGAUUUGGGCUGAGAGUAUCCGCCGAAGCGCGACGGUACGCAAAUCCGUGGGACGGUCCAGUAGUCGCCAAUGA